Molecule: messenger RNA, 6438 nt
Organism: Falco peregrinus (peregrine falcon)
Lineage: Eukaryota; Metazoa; Chordata; Aves; Falconiformes; Falconidae
Gene: SP1
Product: Sp1 transcription factor
Exons: 6
Coding region: 570-2792 (740 amino acids)
Biological process (GO): regulation of transcription by RNA polymerase II
Molecular function (GO): DNA-binding transcription factor activity, RNA polymerase II-specific; RNA polymerase II cis-regulatory region sequence-specific DNA binding
Source: RefSeq, a predicted model, not a curated record
GCAGGGCAGGGGGAGGUGGCCGGGGGGUGCGCGGAGGGCCGGGGCAGGGGGCGUGCUCCCCGGCCGUUGGCGAAGGGAAGGGGGAGGCCUGGGGAGGACCUCGGCGGGGGCCAGGGAGUGUCCCGGGCGGGUGGGGAGGGAGGAGCUGGAGCCUGGAGCAGGGCCGGGUCCUCCUCCGCUGUCCUGCUGCCAGCUCCCCUUGGCAGCUCCCUCCGGUUCCCAGCCCCUUCCCGAGCAGCAGACGGCCCCCCCGGGCGCCUGCCAUCCCCCCUGCCUGCCCAGCCCUGCUGCCUUCCCUGCCCCUGACUCCCCCUGUGUCCUUGUGCUCCUCGUCCCCUUCUCCUGCCCAGAAAUGUCUUUAACUCCCGCUGUCGUUUCCCGCCCGCACAGACCAAGAGAGUCCCGAGGAGAUGGUGACAGUGAAGCCUGAGAAGGGCGAAGGAGAUGCCAGCAGUAACAGCAGCACAGGCGGUGGGGAGGGCCAGCCCUGCACGGUGCCCCCAAAAAUGUGACAGCUCCCCCACUCCCAGGAAACACCGCAGCCCCAGCUGGCCCUACUCCACGACGGGAUGCCCAGAGACAACUGUACUUCCCCGGGGUUGUUCUCCUGUGGGGAGGAAUCACAGCCUUCCCCGCUGGCUCUGCUGGCAGCCACCUGCAGCAGGAUCGAGUCUCCCAAUGAGAACUCCAACAGUUCCCAGGGCCAGCAAGGCGGGAGCGGUGAGCUGGACCUCACAGCCGCCGCCGCUCAGAUCGCCCAGUCCGCCAACGGCUGGCAAAUCAUUUCUGCCGGCUCCAGCACGCCGACAGCCUCCAAGGAGCAGGGCAGCAACGGCGGAGAUGCCUCCAAAAGCCGGCCCGUGAGCGCGGGGCAGUACGUGGUCACAACCGCUUCCAACCUGCAGAACCAGCAGGUGCUCACGGGCCUGCCGGGAGUUAUCCCGAACAUCCAGUACCAGGUCAUUCCCCAGUUCCAAACCAUUGAUGGGCAGCAGCUCCAGUUUGCCACCACUUCUGCCCAAGUCAACGUGCAGCAGGAUGCCUCUGGUCAGCUCCAGAUCAUCCCCGGCACAAACCAGCAGAUCAUAACGAGCCGAGCAGGGACGAGUAACCUCAUCGCCAUGCCAAACCUGCUGCAGCAGGCCGUCCCCAUCCAGGGUGUGGGCUUAGCCAACAACACCCUCUCAGGGCAAACUCAGUAUGUGGCCAACGUCCCCGUGGCUCUGAACGGCAACAUCACCUUGCUGCCUGUCAACAGCGUGGCCACCAGCCUGGCCCCCACCUCCCAGACGGUCACGCUGAGCAGCUCCGGCUCACCGGACAGCAGCUCCCAGCCAGCCACCUCGGGCACUGCCAUCAGUUCCACCAACACGGCCACGUCUCAUGCCAGUUCCAGCGCCUAUUUUACCAACGCCAACAGCUACUCCACCACCACCACCACCAGUAACAUGGGCAUCAUGAAUUUUUCCACCAGCACGACGGUGGGAACCAAUGUCCAGGCGCAGACGCCCCAGAGGGUCAGCAGUGUCCAGAGCUCAGACUCUCUGCAGAGCCAAGUUUCUGGGGUGGCUUUGCAGCCAGGGCAGCAGAAGGAGGGGGAUCAGAGCCAGCAAUCGCAGCAGCAGCAGCAGAUCCUGAUCCAGCCGCAGCUAGUCCAAGGAGGGCAGGCCAUCCAAGCCCUCCAGACCACCCCUCUCUCUGGCCAGACCUUUGCCACUCAAGCCAUCUCCCAAGACGCCUUGCAGAACCUGCAGCUCCAGGCUGUCCCAAACUCCGGGCCCAUCAUCAUCCGAACGCCUACGGUGGGUCCCAACGGGCAGGUGAGCUGGCAGACCAUCCAGCUCCAAAACCUUCAGGUUCAAAACCCCCAGGCUCAGACAAUCACCUUGGCCCCCAUGCAGGGAGUGUCACUGGGGCAGACGGGCAGCACCAGCACCACGCUCACCCCCAUCGCCUCCCUCCCCAGCGGCACUGUCACGGUCAACGCUGCCCAGCUCUCCUCCAUGCCAGGCCUCCAGACUAUUAACCUCAGUGCCUUGGGAGCGUCUGGGAUCCAGGUGCAUCAGCUGCAAGGGCUGCCACUGGCCAUAGCGAACACUGCCGGUGACCACAGCACUCAGCUGGGUCUUCACGGCACGAGCGGAGACGGGCUGGGAGACGAGAAUGCAGCUGUGGAGGAAGGAGAGACGAGCCCGGACCCGCAGCCUCAGCAGGGACGGAAAGUGCGGAGGGAAGCAUGUACCUGCCCCUACUGCAAAGACAGCGAGGGAAGGAGCUCUGGGGAUCCAGGUAAAAAAAAGCAACACAUCUGCCACAUCCCGGGCUGCGGGAAGGUGUACGGCAAAACCUCUCACCUGCGGGCUCACCUGCGGUGGCACACCGGGGAGCGGCCCUUUGUCUGCACCUGGAUCCUCUGCGGGAAGCGCUUCACCCGGAGCGACGAGCUGCAGCGGCACAAGCGCACACACACAGGGGAGAAGAAGUUCGCCUGCCCGGAGUGCCCCAAGCGCUUCAUGCGGAGCGACCACCUCUCCAAGCACAUCAAGACCCACCAGAACAAGAAGGGAGGCGCGGCCAACAACGUGGCCAUGAACGUCUCUGCCGUCCCCAUGGACACGGGGGCCUCAGCGGAGGGUAACGGCGGGGCCACCCCCUCGGCCCUCAUCGCCACCAACAUGGUGGCCAUGGAAGCCAUCUGCCCCGAGGGCAUCGCCCGCCUGGCCAGCAGCGGCAUCAACGUGAUGCAGGUGGCCGACCUCCAGUCCAUCAACAUCAGCGGCAACGGGUUCUGAGGGCGAAGCGGGACGUGGGCACCGGCGGGCGACACGGCGGCGCCGGGCGGCACAGGGCCGAGAGGCAAGCGGAGACGGAGACGGGAGCUACUUUCACCACGAGGGCGGCUCUCCCUUGUCGCCCUCCAGCACUAAAGCCCAGCUCCUCUUACCUGGGAUCGCAGCCCUCGAGCUGUCCAACCUCCGGGGCCCGGUGACCACACACGAAGGCCAGAGCUAUAUAUAUUUUUUUUUUUUUUUUUAAUUUCGGCUUGACCUUAUUAUGAUUAUUUCCACGCCCCCUCCCUCCCUUCCUCCACUCCCCCCCCCGAGAUCCGUCUGCCCCUCCGUAGCUAGCCUUCAACGCCAUCAUGCCUUGGUAAAAGUAUACAAUUCUUGAAAUACUUUUUAGCAAAAAAACCACAAACAAACAAACAAAAAAACCAAAAAAAGAAAAAGAAAAAAAAAAAGAAGAAAAAAAGAUUCUAUAUUAUUAUUAUAUAUAUAAAAAUAUAAAAUGUGUUUGUUUGAGAGAGGAGAGAUUUUGCUGCGACCAUGGCUUGGUCUCUUUGAUGCCUUAUUUUGGAGCAGGUUGACCCUCUGGGGCAGUUCAGACAGUGCCUGAGCUGUCUUUCAGACCUUGUAUUACAUUUUACAUUGUAAUCUUAAAGGAAAGAAACCACCCCAACUCCCCUGGCCUUUUUUGUACGCUUUGCUUUUAGGUUGUUCUUUAAUUUCUUUGUAAUUAUUUGGUGAGGGUUUGUUUUUUUGUUGUUUUUUUCCGACACCACCCCCCCCCCCCCAUCUGCCCCUUGUAAAAACAGCUGCCCUCUCCUUGCUCUUCACUGGACUUUUUGAUCUUUAUUUUCCAGCCAUCUUCUUUGCGAAGAUCCUUUUCCUUUGGCUUUUCUAAUCCUCGCUCUGGCAGGCUGAGCGGUGACUCUACACGUGGAAUCGAUUUGUUAAAGGGUUUCGUGCAGGUUCACUCAAACUAUUCAGCAGAGGGUCUGGGACCCGGUACGGUGGGAGACGGCUCGGGAGGUCCUCGGGGAAAAUGUCUAUAGUUUGGGGUUUUUUUCCGGCCGCUGUUGGUCUUAAGAAUAAUAAUAAUUACAGAAAAUCAGCGCCCGCAGAGCUGGUCAGUGGAAGACGAUGCUCUUCCACCCCGGAGAGGUCCCAGUGGCGAGGGUGAAGCAUGGAGGGGACACACGAUGGGGCCGUCACCUCCUGGGUUUUGCUGUGAGGCUGCUGGAGGUGGCUCCUCGUGCUUCCUCCUUAAAAAAAAAAAAAAAAAAAAAAAAAAAAAAAAGAGGAGGGGGUGUUGGAAAUGGGGACGGUUCCAGGAAAACCCUUUUGGUUUUCCAAUGCCCAGCUUUUCCCACCCUGGGAGGACCAGGACGGCUCAGUCCUCUUCCGUUCUUCCUCCACACCCUCCUCUUCCUGCUCCGCUCGAGACAAUAUCUGCCCUUUCCCCUCUGGCUGUAAGCAGGCAGGGGCUCCCUGCCCGCCGCGGGGGGUCCUGCGCCGCCCCCCCGACACUGGGGGGGAUUUCAUCUCAGGGUGACGCAGAGCUCACGGGGAACCUUCACCUCAUCCCCAAAACAAGGCAGCGGUGGGACAUGGGUCCCUGCUGCCCCCUCCCCGGCUGCAGGGAGGUCUCCGGUGAAACCUCUUCUUGUUUUCAAGCAGAAAUUUUGGGGUGAGAUGAGCACGAAGCGGGUGUGAGCGGCCAGGAGAGCGCCCGGGGGGGCUCGGAGGGGGGCUGAGCCGAGGGGAGCAGGCUGCGGCGGUGGGAGCGAGGUUCACGGGAGGAGAGGGUGCUGAGCUCCCGUCCGCGCGGCCGGGGCACCGCAUCUCCCUCGCCGCCCCACCCGGGGGUCUGCCCUGGAGUUUUCUAGAAGCGUGUGAUUCCCCUGCCUGGGGACAACCAGGAGGCUGCUCCGCCCGGGGGGCUCCAGCGCAGCCGGGACCACCGGGGGGGGAGGUGGCAGCUGGCAGCGGGGGGCCAGGGUUGCUCAGGGGGGCUGGGAAGCCCCUUGGAAAGGAGUUCAACCUGCGCCCCCCCCCCCCCCCCGGGCCCCCCCCCAGACCCCCAGGGGCCCAAUUUUCUACCAGACUGCUCGGACGCUUCCCAUGGCAGGGUGGGCUCGCCGGAGCCGGGGGCUCCCCCCGAAUCCGAACCAGGACCCCCCGGGGCUGAUCCAUCACGGCAAACCCCAGCCAAACUGUGAAGCGUGAAGGUGUUUUUACCUUGUGGUUGGUUUGUUUUUUUUUUUUAAUAGAAGAAGCUCUGCAGGGAGGGAGGCGGCGAGCCUGGCAAUUCCUCCGGCCGAUCUUUCCGCGCUCUCUCUCUCUCGAUAUAUAUUUUUGCAUUUGUAUAUUUUUAUAUAGGAAACUUUAAGCAUUUGUAUUUUAAUAAUCUGUGAAGCACUAUGAGUUCCCCAGCGCGUCGUGUCCGUCUCCUCCCCUCCUCAAUACUGGAAGCUACAGAGAAUUGGUAGAAAAUAGGAUAUUUUUUUUUUUUAUUUAAUUGUUGAUAAUUUCUUUUGGGUUUGGUUUUGGUUUUUUUUUCCCCUCACCCCCGUUAACGUGGGGGUCCCCGAGACCCCCCCAAGCCCCCUGCGCUCACCGGCUCUGCUCCGUCCCAGCCCACCCUGUGCCGAGCGGGAGUCAAGUGCCAAACCCCGAUCCCGAGACCCCCGCCGAGGGGACGGGCUCUGCGUGGGGUUUUGGGGUGUCCCGUGCUGUGUGUCCCCCCCGGUGAUUUCCCUGUUGUCCCUGAUGGAGCUUAAUUUUCCUAUGGGAAACGCAGCUGGGAGGGAGGGGGAGCCCUUGGCGGGGUCCCCCCGGGGUGGGCUGCGCACAGAGCCUGGGGUCUUCACCCCCCUCUCUGUUUUGGGGGGUCAGAAGAUCGGGGGGUGGGGGGUAGGGGGGAGCAGCUGGACCACCCAAUCCAUCCCCAUUUUGGCUCUGCAGCUUCGGGCCCCUCCCCUGCUCUGUGCACCCCAACCCCCCUCCCCAAAUUCUCCCAGCAGCCCCCCAGAACACCUCCAGCCAUUCCCGGGCUGGGGGGGCGGACAACGAAAACGUGCCUUGACGAGGGGGUGACAGGCUGGGGACAAGCCCCUGCUCCGUCCCCACCUCCCCCAGACUUUUAUAGGUGUUGGGGGGGCAGGGGGGAGAAACUGGGGGGGGCCGGGGCCAUCCCCAAGGCUUCCCCCAUCUCCCAGCUUUAAUCCACCGUUGUCACCCGUUAAUCUCGGGGGGCUGGGGCCAGUUGUCUAUGCAGCGCGGGGGGGGGGGGGGCGGGGGGUCCCGCAGGAUCUGGCCCCUCCACACCGGCAAUAAUUUCUCUCUCCUUGUCAAGACUGUUUGAUCUUGUCAUGUCUGUGCUAUAUAUAAUUUUUUUUGGGGGGGGGUGGGGGGUGGGGGGUUAUUUUUUUUUUUUUUAAAUCUGGUGGCUGAUGUAAUAGCAUUCAAAACGUGUUUUUGGGGGGUUUGUUCAGGUUUGUUCUCCCCCCCCCCCCCCCCCCCCCCCCCCCCCCGAAGUGCUAUUUUUUUGUACAAAAGAGUUAGAUUAAAAUGUUAGUUUUUUGGGGGCUCCUUUGUAAAUGGGGAAUGAACGAUUUCUUUUUGUAAUAAACACGAGUCGCUGGCAUUGUCUGGA